AUGGUUAUUUUUGAGCCAUUCAACAAUCCCUUGGAGAUAUUGCCGCUACCACUAAAGCUCUUUGCAAAACUUGGCGUAACUCAGUAUUCUGUCGAUCGUGUUCGACUUUUAAUCUUCAACUCCUACUUGCUGCUCACAUUUUUCAUACCGAAAUUUUGCCUCGGGUACGACACCAUCCCUCAAUUCUUUCGAGGCGUUGCCGAAGGUAUGUGUGGAGUGAAUACUUGUAUUACGCUGUUUUGUCUUUCUUUCAAAAUGGACCAAAUGGAGAUGUUGCUGCGAGAUCUAAAACUUUGGACCGAUAUAGUGAGCAUUACCGAUGAGUACAAACAAAUUCUGAUCACUCUUAACACGGGCAUCCAUAAAUACACAAAGUACUACUUUAUUUUUACGAAUUGUAUCCUUGUGGCUAUGAUGGCCAGUUCUACGGCUGGUGUACUGUACAUUUACACCUCGCAAACUCCCGGCCAAACUGUUUCCUUCCCACUUAUAAUGGAGCAUCGUCUAUACACAUUGAAUGCUCACCAUGAUCUUCUUCAUUGGUUUUUGUAUCAUAUGUUACUUAUACCAGCUAUCCUCAUAAUGGUGAUUAUAUACACGGCCAAAGCUGGAAUGUUCUUCGGUUCGAUUUGUUUCUGUUCGACGCUGUUCAGUAUCCUUGCGCUUAAGAUCGAUCGACUGCGUUUUCUAAUCACCACUGAACAGUAUACAGCCGAGCUUAAAGAAAUCAUUGUACUACAUCAGUUAGCCAUCAGAUGUGCGAAAUUGUUGCAGAAAAUACUUAUGGACGUAAUGCUCGCGCAGUUCACCGGUUGUGUGUUGAUUUGGUGUUUCUUUUUCUACUCGAUAAUGAUAAGUGGAAUUACUGUGGAAGGUGUAACAGUGGCCGCUAUACUACUUUCCUUUUCCAUGGAAACUUUUAUCUUCUGUCUGUUGGGCAAUGAGCUUACCAUCAAAGUAGGUUUAAACUUUAACAAAAUGAUGGUAGAUUGUAGUGCUAACAGUAAUAUUUUGUUACCAAAACAGGGUGAACAAAUCAGUGCAGCUGUAUACGCAACCGAUUGGUACGAACAGCCGAUUAAGAUACAGAAACUAAUCAUACCUAUCAUACAGCAGGCCCAACAAAGAAUUGGAAUAACUGCGGCCAGAUUUUACUACAUUGAUGUCAAACGAUACGGCAAAGUAUGUACCAUCCAAAUGUUAUUCAAACAACAAAGCUCACUAACAAUUAUUUGUCUCUUUACUAACAGAACCUAAAGACCGCCUACUCAUUCUAUCUGCUCCUGAGGGAUAUUUUUUAAUCUAAACGGCAAAGGUAUACAUUUUAAAGGGAUCUCCUUUCAACCACUAGUCAACCACGAGUAGAUCGAAGAAGUUCGAUGCAUAUUUCACAAGAAGCGUUCAUGCAUAUGAUUUAAAAAUCGAUAACCUGAUUCACUAUCAGUUAAUAGACAUUUUUUGCUCUCUGCAAUACGCUCACUAUGCAAAUAGAAAUGUCACUCACAAUAAUGUAGGGUUAGUUAUGAUUGCAAGUUAAUCAGCAUGUAGUUCCAUUUACAAAAUAAAUACAAAUCGACGUAGUGCACAGCUAGAACCAUACCUGAUUGCUAAAUCCUUCAGCACACACCGAAAAGCUGACAAACCAUGAAGUUCUUCUUGAUCGAUAAGCCUCCUGGUGUGGCGACCAUUGCAAUAAAGUUGCUUAGACUAGUCGGAGUCACGAAGUUAGAAAGAUGUGAAGUGUUUAAAGUUCGAACCAUGUGUGUUGCUUUUUGUGCUCAAACAAAUGAAACAAACAGAAAUACUCACAUAAUGAUGUUCCACGGAGAAAUAUAGUUGCAUAACGAGUUCGUACAGGUUAUGGUCUACUACAAAUUGUCAAUUGAUUGGAACAGGACGCUUUGUUUCCAAUAGCAAUAAUUGAAUAAUAGGAGAAAUUAUUCAUCACCAUGUACCUACUCCGGAUGACGUCAAAAAUUAAAGCUAAUCAAUAAAAUUGUCUGUUGAGUGUACACUCCACCAGCAACAAAACAAAGAUCCCGUACUCCUGUUAGGUAACACAAGAGCGCAGUUCAUUGAAGUUCUUUCCAAUUGAGGCCAAAUGUUGACCGCAAGCCGCGGGCUAUCUGCACUCGGAUUAAAAGUGUUUUCACAGAUCACGUCAAGAGCGCUAAUCACACACCGCAAGCGAAUGGCCUACUGCCUGCCAAACAACUGUGUGUGCUCCAGUGCCAAUAAAACUCCUCUGGGUAACUGGAUGUAGACACACGGAAGGUCGCACCUACCAGACCAAACCCUAUUUUUCAAACCAUUCGAUUAAACCUUCUCUCUGUGGGAUCCCAUGUAGUACGGCAUCUAACCUCAACAUGAUGAUGACGCUUUUCUGUGCCUUCGGGCUACUUCUGAUAUGGCUGAUCUAAACCUUUGCUCAUUCGAGCAGAGUAGCUGGGCUUUUUAAUAAUAUGUUUUGCUUCAACAACAACAAUAAAAUCCCCUGUCAAUACAACGAACUGUUGCAAUCAUGGAAAGAAGGCGAAGUUUUAUCCCUUUACCCUGAGCGCACCGAUCCCGAACGUGGCUAACUCGUACCCAGGCCUUCAAGAUGUGUUGUUCUUCCUCAAUAAGCAAGAAGGAGUGUGAUUUCACACUAGAAUGAUACUCCCGGGGCCGCAAAAGUACAAUCCAUUCAACAAGCAACACCUGAAGCCUCGUGCAUAAUAACACAGCUUUAAUGAGAGUCACAACACCAAUCGAUUGUAAGCCGCCGGUGGUAGGUUUGGUACGAUUGCUUUCAAUUUGUGCACCAUUGUCAGUGCAACUGCUACCACCGCUCAGUUGCACCACACUCAGGACGACUGUUGAAGGAGCAGCUGGCCCAGAAGCAGAUAGGAGGUUGCACAAUUAUCCAAACCACUGUACAUAACUAAUUCACCAGGGAUUUACUUGCAGCACGAUCUCUUGAUCGUGAUUGACGUCAUUAUCGAUGACCGAUGUUCAUCGGGUUUGGUUUGUCGGGUUGAGAUCAUAGGUGGUACAUAGGUACAUAGGUGGAUCUCGGUCUUAAGUCCCCGUAGUAUUUUACUACAAUUCUACGCAGAAAACUCUGGAAUAUCUCUUUAUUAACAUUUCGCGAUCAUUUUAAAUUCCCCCCAACAUGUAAACUGUAAAGCACUGAGUACAAUCUACCCUAAUUAAUUAAAUACCAACUCGACGUGCCAGAGGUUGAAAGGGCACAUCCUCUAAGGUACCGUUCCGACUCGUACCGGUUGCAGCAAGCAAGAAGAAAAUCUCGUUUACUCUCCAUCGCUUACCACGGAAGUCGUGAAAGUAAUCUUGCACCGCAGAAGCACGAACCGAUCCGAAAGGUGCACACGCCCGCUCACAAACAGCAAACAGCAAUAAAAUUAAUUAUUCAACUACUGCCCUGACUUCUAACCUUCUGACUAGCUGGUAGAGUUAUGCUGCACAUGUACCUCUGCCGUGAGCUUUGUUUGUACCACCGAAAGCGAUUAUAUGGGUGGGAAGAACAACGGAACGUACAUCGCAUAUCCCUCCCUUUCCCUUGUGUAGUUUUCGUUGAAGCUUUUACUUACUUUUUCCGAUGUUCCUUGCGCUAGAGAUGUUCCAAAAAGAAAUCAACUACUUUAUUGCACCGUUGCAUACCGUCGUGCAAACAAAGUUUGCUUUACACCGUGAAAAAUGUAUGAACACAUGCAGCUUGCUUGCAGUUCGGUUACAGUGGAACUUACACGAGAAGAGAAACCCGAUAAUCUAAAGGGCAUAAAUGACGAUUUUAUCUUUUCUCCAUGGGCUUUUUUUUUUAGCGAAACUUUAACAUGUCCUACGUAUGAAACAAAGCGACUGGGCCUCCCCGAGGUUAAGUAAACACGGUGAAAAUCUAUUAGAAUCUAAAAAGGUGAACCGUGCGACCUCCUCCUGGUGAAGGCAGUAUUGCAUAAACGGUGCAAUAAACCAUGGUCCGUGGGCACCGAUCGGACCGGAGAUCAAGAUGUAAUCUUGGAACCGCAAUGGGAAACUCUUGGUAGGAAAAACGCACUAUAGUACGUGAGAGGAUGGUAUGUGGGAGUGGAAGGUUGUCCGAUGCGAUUUGUUCAACCGGGCGGUUUUAUUUGGUUCUUUUGCUGUAGGGCAAGCGUUUGAUUUCUGCUACGUUUCACGAUAGAAAGUCAAUAAUACUGUUUACAUUAUUUUAGAGGUAUACGCACUUUUGCAUUGCUGACGAAAGGUCCUGAGAGUGGUUCAUCUAAAUCGGCAAACAUAGGAAAACAAAUCGUUACUUUUACCGUUUGAUUUGACUAAACACUGGCGGUUGAUUUUAUUUAAUAAUAAGUUUUCUUUUAUUUCUGAAGAACGAUGAGGCCGUACUGCUUUAUUCAAUAUUCCAACGAAGAGCGAAAUUUUAUCGUCGUCGUCAUCGUCAUCAGAAUUAACAUAGAAAAGUGACUCGCAAAGUGAAAAUGUAUACAAAAAAUCUCCCAAAAGUAGAAAACGGACAGGGUCGUUAGCGUGUAAGGGGGAACCAUGAAUAAUGGACUCCACUUUGAGGCAACAAACAAGAUACGUCUUCUGAGCUAAUGGAAAACGAGAAUCAGCGGUCCUAACUGGAUUAUGGGCUUUUUUGUUUCCUCAACAAGCGUACGAUGUUGUUGUGAACAGCAAAAGGUACGAACUUAACGCUUCCUUAGUAGAUUUUACAAUACCGAUGCGCUGCAAUCUUUGGUACACACUUCUACCCCGUGGUACUUGUUCGAAUGAAAAACGAUGACACUAUGAAGCUUAGGCAAGCAUUAGCCGACAUAUAAUCGAAACUCACCGUGUUGGACGAUCGUUCAAGGGAAAUAAAAAAGCCCGAUUCCAAUAAGCAAUGUUUUCUGGUCGCAAAAGGGACCCACAUGUUUGAUUUAUGCGAGUGCAUCGCGUUGCCGCAUUUGUGCAUGAGUUAACACGCCACACGAGGUCAAAGGUGGUGAGGUCCGCGUGAGAACGCUUUUCCUCCCAGUGCGCUACAAAACAAAAAGUGAACGCUAACCGGCAUGAGAGAAAUAGCGCAAGACAUAUGAUGUGCAAACUUUAAUUUCAUUUUACUUCGAAAAACUUAUCGCUCCAAGACACAAACAACCUAAAAAAACGAAAUUAACUGAUUCACAUUUCAUUAUGAAUGAUCCGAAGCGAACGAAACAUUGCGUCCAAGUUUUACCACGAAAUGACCAUGGGAAAACUAUAAUUUACCUCCAAAUUCAAUCCAUCCCCCAUACCAAUGGAAGCCCAUUUAUAAGCGAUUCAACUAGAAAAACCUAUAACGCUGUAGACUUAUUAAGGGAAGAUAAAUCAACCUAACCAAUGUUUCCCAGACGCUCAGUGUCUGCGAGGUACGACGACUAAGGGAAAAGGGUUUCCAUUUCCUACCGACGGAGGUUUGGUUUUAAAACGUUCGACACACGCAACCGUGACUAAACGAUACGUACAGCGGGAGGCAAAAAUUAACGUAUACCUUACAUUACGUGCCCACGAUUGAGGUCUGGAAAAUCGACGUUCAUUUUUAACCUGUACGCAAGGAUAGUUGCAUGAAGCCAGCAUAAAUCAUCCAACAUUGGAAGCUGUCCAUUGUGUGUAUUCUGGAGCAGUUGGACAAUUUUGGAGAGAAGCGCCCUAACAAGGUAUAUCGAGUAUCUUAAUACAUCUAGGUUACACAACUGCUGCAAAGAAUAGGUUGUCUUCCAUCUUUUUUUUUAGCAAUGGUCUCUAGUUGAAGGGAUACAAUUGGGUCGAGAAAAAAUGCUACCCAUAUGUUGUCAGAAACAAUCCAAACAUUACUUUCUCCGGAGUUCGUUAGAGAAAAUGGAGAGGAUAGUUCUGGAAACAUUUUCCCCAUGGAAUCAAACAUACUGAUCAAAGUUGGUUGUUUUGCCGGUAACUAGCGUGAAAGUAUGGUUGACAUAAAUAUUGCUCCAGCUAACUGACGGAAAUCCAGAAGGAAAUCUGCGCGACAUUUAUGACAGUCGUCCACCCCAAUACCCCAACCGAGAAAGAAACACGAAUGACACGACACACGCGUACUACACUGUACUUUCUUCUACCACGCAAUCAAAGUGCUUCUAGGCGAACAAAUUCAAUGCCUCAAAUAGUUGAGCGGUACGUAUACAUUCUGAAGCAAGUGAUCUCAAGACAUACUGCCAGAGACAAUACGCGACACAGUUUUUCUUUGACCUACGAGUAUACAGAGUUACGGACGGUCGUUCGAUCGGAUAAGCAAGCUUUAAUCCACAUUUAGGGCGACUUGAAUCCAUAACGACACCGCACCAAGAGAGACCACCGUGGAUGGAAGAAGUUAGACACUCUUAGGACGAUGAAACCCCAACCAGGAAGUUGUCACAAAAUAUUCGCUUUACACUUUGCACACACCGUUGAAGUUGGGUUAUGGUGAAUGUGCGGUAAUUGGAGAACACUGCUAUUUUCUUUCUUCCAAUCAUUUCAUUUCUUGACCACAGCGUGUCGGUAACCAUUUUCUGUACGUCAUACUUUGGACAGGCGGUAGAAUAUCGUUUUCUAUCACUUUCUAUUCGUCCAGUUUUAGUCACAAUCUGUAUGGUCUUUGAUUAGCAGCAGAAAAAACACAAAUCGAGGAAGUUGGAGCUUUAUUUUCUUAUAUUCCAGUGUAGGUCUCUGACAUAUUCAGCUCAAUAAAUGAAGUUAGCGUGGAAAUAAAUUCGCUACAGAAAGCUUACUCAGGAGCUAUAACAUAAAUUCGACCACACCCAUUGAACACCUUCGAAAGGACAAGUCCUUUACGCUACGGUGUACUUAUUUCCUUUAUACGUCCAAAGUCUGAGUAGUAUUUUAUCCAUAAAUUCCACGCCCUCUUUACUUCAACCUGUUGGUGGUUCACAUUUUUGCUGUGUAGUUCCUUUCUAUGCAUAUCUUACCAUGUUACCAGAUUCGCUUUGCAUAUCACUACCCUGUCGGUCGAUGGACCGAACGGACGGAAGGAAAGUUCAGCUGUUUGAAAAUGAUUCGCUUCCCGGCAACCCGUAAAACGAGGGGAAAAUCAAAGGUAGCUAUAUUUGCGAACCAGAAAUAACCAUGUACAAUGCGAUUUAACAUAUUUCGUCCAUUUCUAUGCGCAUACCAUUUACAGCUGGCUGACAUUUUUCCUACAAAACAAAGAACUAAAAAACCUUUGACUCUGUUUGUUAUAAAUCGAUCACCAGACAAACACGAAAUGUCCGCUCGGGAUUGUCUGCGCUUGGCAACAAAACAAAGCGAAAAGAGACAUUCGAUAGUGCCUAAAGCUAUUCUCAAGCACUCAAAGGUAAACAAAGCGGCCACGAAACUUCACCACGGAAACUGUGUCAAUGAUGUUUGUUCGGUUUAUGUCUAUGAGUUCACAUCGUUCAAAGUGCCAGAAAAUCUUCCUCAAGCAAUCCAACAGACGUUGACCGCAAUAUGGGCCAAAAGUGGUAGUUUCCCCAGUAACGCCAAACAAACCAAUGCUGGGAGUGACAAUCGAACUCACUCUCACUGCCUGUCCAGAACUAAACAACAUCAUCAACAUUGACGUAACGGAACUGUUUAUUUAAAAUCGUUAAAAAAAGAUAUCGCCCAAAAAGAGAUAUUGGACAUUCUGCAGGAAAAAGUUUAACCGCAAAGGUCAAACUAAAAUCACUACAACAAGAAACAUAAACCUGACAAGCAUGGUCCUGUUGUCAAUUUCGACAUAACGGCUUUGCGAAGGUAACAUCAUUCAUGGAAGACACGCUCAAGAUCAAUGAAGUACGAAACGAUAGUAGCAUGUCUGCAAAACUAAGAGAGUCUUCUUCGUUGGUGGAAUG
Messenger RNA from Anopheles funestus (African malaria mosquito), 7850 nucleotides. RefSeq names its product odorant receptor 4-like. Gene Ontology annotation, cellular component: plasma membrane. Gene Ontology annotation, molecular function: olfactory receptor activity; odorant binding. Gene Ontology annotation, biological process: sensory perception of smell; detection of chemical stimulus involved in sensory perception of smell. The record is from RefSeq and is a predicted model, not a curated record. The coding region runs from base 1 to 1257 and encodes 418 amino acids. NCBI's taxonomy places the organism in Eukaryota, Metazoa, Arthropoda, Insecta, Diptera, Culicidae. The transcript has 3 exons.